GGGCGCGCGCUUACUUGAAACAUACAUUAUUCUAACCUUGUUGCAUAAGUUGCGGUACCUCACCGGUGACAGAGCUUCCGAGACUACGUCUUAUCACCAGUUCUAACCUACACGCAGACGCCGCUAUCGUAUCUCGUGCGCCGUUCACGGCGCUUCGUUCGUAGGUGCUCGGGACCGGUAUAAUACGUGCACUGGGCACACUUAUCACAACCAUUCAUUCACAUUGCCGCCAAAGCGCGGUCGGUCGGAGGAAACAUCGGCCAGUUUGCUUUCGGCACCGACAGCAUGCGGAAUGCCGUACCGCUUGGAUGUGUUCGCAUCGCUGCUGGCCAGCGUCGGCGCAAUCUCCUCGUACUGGUGGCCGUCACUGUCACCCUUGCACUUAUGGUGGUUUACCUCGUGUACGACGUUAAUCUGACACUUACACCAAAGAGAAACUUCCUGGCGCAGGCUAGCAGUGACGAUGAUGAUUCGGAACUGGUCCGAACGUCCAGUGCGGCUGUGGUAAAUCAUGGGUUCGCUUUUGUCUACACAUCCAUCGGGCUGGAUCCGAGACUUCCUACUCCGCCGGGUGAUAUGGGCCAACCGGUGAUGGUGAACUUGACCAGUGAGCAGAUCGAUGCGCUUACACAGGAAGGCAUUCAAACUCAAGGCUUCAAUCAAUACUUUUCCGACCUGAUGUCCGUGAGACGCAGGUUGCCCGAGAUUCGCGAUCCUUGGUGUGCCGAACCGGGACGCUUUCUGGACAACCUGCCAAAAACUUCGAUCGUGAUCGUGUUCUUCAAUGAAGCGUGGUCAGUGGUUUUACGCACGGUACAUUCGGUGCUGGACCGAUCUCCGCCUUAUUUGGUGCAGGAGAUCGUGUUGGUAGACGAUUGCUCUACGUUAGCUAACCUCAAAACUCAACUAGAAGAGUACUUUCAUCGAUAUGCAAAAGUACGCGUCAUUCGGGCACCGGCCCGGUUGGGGUUGAUUCGUGCCAGAAUAUUCGGAGCCAAACACACAACCUCCGAUGUGAUUACCUUUCUUGAUGCGCACGUAGAGUGCACUGUCGGUUGGCUGGAGGCACUGCUUGAUGUUGUUGCUCGUAACUCCACGACGAUUGCCAUUCCAACGAUUGAUUGGAUUGACGAGAAAAGUAUGGCACUGGUAGCGAACAAAUCAAUUUCCUACAUCGGUGCAUACGAUUGGGACCUUAACUUUGGCUGGUGGCAUCGCUCGACUAUGAAGAAGAAGUACAAGAACAUGCUAGAACCGUUCGAUACACCCGCCAUGGCGGGCGGGCUGUUUUCUAUCAAUAGAGCGUUCUUCGAACGGCUCGGUUGGUAUGACGAAGGAUUCGAUAUCUAUGGCAUCGAGAACAUCGAGCUGUCGAUGAAGAGUUGGAUGUGCGGUGGAAAGAUGGUGACGGUUCCCUGCUCCCGAGUGGCGCACAUUCAGAAGGUUGGUCAUCCGUAUCUGCACAACGAAAAGAAGGAUGUGGUACGCGCGAACUCGAUCCGCCUGGCCGAAGUGUGGAUGGACGAGUACAAGCAGAUCAUAUUCGAUAUCCAUGGGAUUCCACACUACCUGGAGGAGGAAUUCGGUCCCAUCGAGGAUCGAAAAGCUGUACGAAAACAGGCCGAUUGUAAGGACUUCCGUUACUACAUUAAGCAUGGCUUUCCAGAGAUGAAGAAUCCCUACAUCACGGGAGCUUUCCGUGGGGAAAUUCACAGUGAUCUGCUAGGCAACGGUACCUGUCUCGAAUAUCGUCCGGAUGACAAUUUUCUCGGAAUGGCACCAUGUGACGGGAAGCAGCGAACGCAGUACUGGGCACACAACUACUACCAGGAGAUCAAUAGCUACCGCCACUGCCUAGACUUUACCGGUACCAGUCUUGCCCUGUUUGGUUGUCAUCGAGCACGUGGCAAUCAAGCAUGGCGUGUGCAGACGGACGCGAAACAACUGCAGAGCAUCAAGCACGACCGCUGCCUCGCCGUAAACACACUCACAAACGUUACGCUUACGAUGCAAGAGUGUGAUCCACAGAAUGUCGCCCAAAAGUGGACGGUAACCUUCAUCGAGUUGGAUGUAUCACCGUUUAGCUGAGCUAAUCUCAAUCGUCGUUUGCUCUGUACAUGACUCUACAAUCUAACCAUUAUACGUGUAAUCGAUAGCUUCCGUCUUAUCUGGACCGCGGUACGAUAAAGGCCCCGUCUAUGUAAAGCUUCACGGUGCCAGAUUAGGCGAGCUAAAGCGUUAUCCAAACACGGUAUACCCUGUUAUCUGUCCUCUCUUUUUACCAUACGUAAUAAUCCUCAUCACCAACAAUCUAUCAAGAAGAUGGUUCAGAAAUGACGCAAAAAGAGUGACCGAACAGUAUGUACAGUAGAAUUUAUUUUAACAAAACUUGAAUCAAGCUUUUCAAUGGCUCAAGUGUAUCGACUCGUUUGUGAAUGGUGAUGUCAGUGUUUCGUUCAAUUGUUAACCGAGCGCAGCGAUAAGGAUGAGUGUUAAAUUCUGUAAUAUUUUUUAACAAACGACAAUAAAAAAAACGAUGGAAUUUUUUGUAACGCCGCGCUGCGGUAUGUAAAACGA
Messenger RNA from Anopheles stephensi (Asian malaria mosquito), 2577 nucleotides. RefSeq names its product putative polypeptide N-acetylgalactosaminyltransferase 9. Gene Ontology annotation, cellular component: Golgi apparatus. Lineage: Eukaryota; Metazoa; Arthropoda; Insecta; Diptera; Culicidae. Bases 286 to 2088 code for a protein of 600 amino acids. The transcript has 3 exons. The record is from RefSeq and is a predicted model, not a curated record.